Messenger RNA from Onthophagus taurus, 1052 nucleotides. RefSeq names its product stubarista 40S ribosomal protein SA (gene sta). Gene Ontology annotation, biological process: translation. Gene Ontology annotation, molecular function: structural constituent of ribosome. Gene Ontology annotation, cellular component: ribosome; small ribosomal subunit. Lineage: Eukaryota; Metazoa; Arthropoda; Insecta; Coleoptera; Scarabaeidae. The record is from RefSeq and is a predicted model, not a curated record.
GUUCCCUUCAUCAUUUAACAACAUAACCUCAAAGCUUUGACGUUUCCUUUUCUAUCGCGUUUCUCCAUUGGCGUUGACGUGCGUUAACCGUAACUAAACCAAACGCGCAAAAAUGUCCGGAGGAUUAGAUGUGUUGUCCCUCAAAGAGGAUGAUGUUACGAAGAUGUUGGCGGCGGGCACCCAUUUGGGGCUCACCAAUGUUAACUUCCAAAUGGAACAGUAUAAGUAUAAGAUCCGUUCUGAUGGGGUACACAUCAUUAAUUUGAGACACACUUGGGAAAAACUUCUUUUAGCGGCGAGAGCAAUCGCCGCAAUUGAGCACCCCCAUGAAGUAUUCGUGAUUUCUUCACGUUUACACGGUCAAAGAGCCGUUUUAAAGUUUGCAGCUCAUACCGGGGCUACCCCAAUAGCCGGACGUUUCACCCCAGGUGCCUUUACAAAUCAGAUUCAAGCUGCAUUCAGGGAACCAAGACUUUUGGUUGUAACGGAUCCAUUUUCCGAUCAUCAACCCAUCACGGAAGCUUCUUAUGUAAACAUCCCUGUAAUUGCCCUUUGCAAUACCGACUCACCACUUCGAUUUGUUGAUAUUGCAAUUCCAUGCAAUAAUAAGUCUCCGCAUAGUAUUGGGUUAAUGUGGUGGUUGUUAGCACGUGAGGUUCUCCGUCUUCGUGGUCAAAUUCCAAGGGAAACUAAAUGGGAUAUUGUAGUUGAUCUAUUCUUUUAUCGCGAACCAGAAGAGGCUGAGAAAGAUGAUCAAGCUGCUAAAGAAGUUGUUAUUCCUAAACCGGAAGUGGUUGUACAUGAAACGGCUGAUUUAGAUUGGAAUCCUGAAGAACCUGCGGCUGUGGUUCCUCCCCCUGCUCAACCCACGCCUUACCCCGCUACAACCGAUUGGGCUAAGGAAGUUCAAGAAGAUUGGGAUAAUAACGCCCAGCAAGCACAAACGCCUGCCGCUCCAGCUACCAAUUGGGCUAAUAACGAAUGGUGAAUAAAAUGUAAAAAAAAAGUUGAUCUUUUGUAAAUGAUGACGAAAAAUAAAUAAAUAAAUAUAA